Molecule: messenger RNA, 2469 nt
Organism: Jaculus jaculus (lesser Egyptian jerboa)
Lineage: Eukaryota; Metazoa; Chordata; Mammalia; Rodentia; Dipodidae
Gene: Wnt5b
Product: Wnt family member 5B
Exons: 5
Coding region: 191-1393 (400 amino acids)
Biological process (GO): cell fate commitment; multicellular organism development; neuron differentiation
Cellular component (GO): extracellular region
Molecular function (GO): cytokine activity; frizzled binding
Source: RefSeq, a predicted model, not a curated record
AGUCUCCCCUUUGAUCUGUCCCCAGCCAGCCGCACACACCUGCCUGCUGGUGCCUCCGCCCCAGCUCAGACCUCUGGAAGCAGCCAGACCAAAAGGGGGUGGGGAACAGGCAUGUCCCAGCCCUCCAGGAUCCUGCUCCAGCCUCCUUCCUGCCUUGGUGGCCCCGGGUCAAAAAUAGUUCCUAGAACUGAUGAUCCAAAGCACCUGCUGUCCCCUCCCAGAGAGCCGGGAGACCCCAAAGCCCAGGACCAGUGCGGGAGCUCAACUUUGGAAAGUGUUUGGCCCAAGGCACUGGGGUGGGCUGAGGCCGACCAUGCCCAGCCUGCUGUUGCUGUUCACGGUGGCUCUGCUCUCCAGCUGGGCCCAGCUGCUGACAGAUGCCAACUCUUGGUGGUCACUAGCUAUGAAUCCGGUGCAGAGACCUGAGAUGUUCAUCAUUGGUGCUCAGCCUGUGUGCAGCCAGCUUCCUGGACUUUCCCCGGGCCAGAGGAAGCUGUGCCAGUUAUACCAGGAGCACAUGGCCUACAUCGGGGAGGGAGCCAAGACUGGCAUCAGGGAGUGCCAGCACCAGUUCCGGCAGAGGCGGUGGAACUGCACCACUGUGGACAACACGUCCGUCUUUGGCAGAGUCAUGCAGAUAGGCAGCCGGGAGACUGCCUUCACCUAUGCCGUGAGCGCCGCCGGCGUGGUGAACGCCAUCAGCCGAGCCUGCCGCGAGGGUGAGCUGUCUACCUGCGGCUGCAGCCGGGCUGCGCGGCCCAAGGAGCUGCCGCGGGACUGGCUGUGGGGUGGCUGCGGGGACAACGUGGAAUACGGCUACCGCUUUGCCAAGGAGUUCGUGGAUGCCCGGGAGCGGGAAAAGAACUUCGCCAAGGGGUCGGAGGAGCAGGGCCGAGCGCUCAUGAACCUGCAGAACAACGAGGCUGGCCGCCGGGCUGUGUAUACGAUGGCCGAUGUCGCCUGCAAAUGUCAUGGCGUCUCAGGGUCCUGCAGCCUCAAGACCUGCUGGCUUCAGCUGGCCGAGUUCCGCAAGGUGGGAGACCGACUGAAGGAGAAGUACGACGGCGCCGCGGCCAUGCGCGUCACCCGCCAGGGCAAGCUGGAGUUAGUCAACAGCCGCUUCAACCAGCCCACCCCGGAGGACCUGGUCUACGUGGACCCCAGCCCCGACUACUGCCUGCGCAACGCGACCACGGGCUCCCUGGGCACCCAGGGCCGCCUCUGCAACAAGACCUCCGAGGGCAUGGACGGCUGCGAGCUCAUGUGCUGCGGCCGCGGCUAUGACAGGUUCAAGAGCGUCCAGGUGGAGCGCUGCCACUGCAAGUUCCACUGGUGCUGCUUUGUCAGGUGCAAAAAGUGCACUGAGAUCGUUGACCAGUAUGUGUGUAAAUAACCGCGCCUCCUCUGCAACCCUCCCUCUGCUUCCCAGACGUCUCCAUUACGCAAACCUGGCAUGGGGGUGCGUUCCUGUCAUCCCACAUUCGGGGAGGUGUGGCGGGGGGGGGGGGGUGCGCUGGAGGGUAAGAAUUCUUCUAUUCAUCCUCAGCCGCGCAGUGAAUUCAAGACCAGCCUGGGCUUCGUGAAACCCUGUCUCAAAAACAAAACAGAAAAAAAAAAAAAGGUCUAUAUUAUAUAAAUAUAUCUAAAUAUAUUUUAUAUUUGUAUAAAGAAAUGGAUGGAUGGUAGAUAAUGAACAGAAGAAAACGGAAAGGGACACGCUUAUUUAAAGACUGGCGCUUUUGCUUUUAAAGGACUGGGCUUUGCUGGUACUCUGCCCGCUGUGGGAGGAAAAAAGGCUUCUUUUUUUUCCUGCUCUCUGGCAAGGACUGUCAGGACAUAGGAACACAGAACUGCCUAUCCACAUGCCCUCCAGAAGAAAGACGGUGUUUAGGUGAAGAUGAUCUUAUUUCUGGAGUCCUUUUGGGGGAAAUGAAUGUCCCAUAACCCUGGCCAGGAGGCCCUGUGGAAGGUGGGGAGGAUCUUGCUGAAAUCCUCAUGGUGGUCCAGGUGAUGACGUCAGUAAAGGAAGCAACACUUGCUUUUUCUCUCAUCAUAGGAAAUACUUGCAGGAAAGGCUCCUUCCCUCAUGUGAAGAGACAUCCCAUGUCACUUACGUAGUGAUUGCAGAGGGAUCUACACCUCUCUGGACUCUGGGCCUGCAUUUCAGUGAGACCCUUCCUCUGACGUUCACAAGCUCCGGUACCAAGAGGAAAGGGGUCAUUUUACGUGCCAGAUGUGACCACAGUGUCGGUACCUGGGCUGUGACUCAGGGCCAGGUGCAUGUUGCACCGCCCUCCUACAGGGGACAGGAGACCACGGCCUCUGCUGCUGUCACUUCUCCAGCAAGGGGGACCUGGCAGAUCAGGUCCAGCUGCCUUAGACCUGUCUUGUUAUCUCUGCCCAGAUGUACAUUGUCUCCCAGACAUAAAACACCCACCGAGGUCUGUCUCCUUUUCUUUGGGCACAUAA